This is a messenger RNA of Manis javanica (Malayan pangolin), 2299 nucleotides long. RefSeq names its product pleckstrin homology like domain family A member 3 (gene PHLDA3). Lineage: Eukaryota; Metazoa; Chordata; Mammalia; Pholidota; Manidae. Gene Ontology annotation, molecular function: phosphatidylinositol phosphate binding. The record is from RefSeq and is a predicted model, not a curated record. Gene Ontology annotation, cellular component: plasma membrane. Gene Ontology annotation, biological process: intrinsic apoptotic signaling pathway in response to DNA damage by p53 class mediator; negative regulation of phosphatidylinositol 3-kinase/protein kinase B signal transduction; positive regulation of apoptotic process.
GGCCGGGGCAGGAAUGCGCGGCGGGCGGCGCAGCAGGCGAGCGGCGGAACAUGUAAGGGCACAUCCCGCGAGCUGCCGCCCUGCGCGCACACCGAGCCCAGGGAGCCAGCGAGCGGGCGCAGCGCGAGCGGGCAGCCGGGCUGUCAGCCGGGAAGCCGCGGAGGCACCACGCAGCGGCGGGGCGGGGGAGCCCCGGGGGUGCUGAGCGGGCGGUGGGCACCUGCGCCCGCCGCCGAGGCAGCGGAGUCCCGAGGACCAGGCGGCGGGCGCCCCGGGCAGCCGGGGCGCAGGCGGGCAGGGCGCACGGCCGGCCAGCCCCCGGCGCCGGAAUCCGCGCUGCGCGCAGCUCUCCCGAGACCCCGGGCGCCCAUGACGGCCGCGGCGACCGUGCUCAAGGAGGGCGUGCUGGAGAAGCGCAGCGGCGGGCUGCUGCAGCUCUGGAAGCGGAAGCGCUGCGUGCUCACGGAGCGCGGGCUGCAGCUCUUCGAGGCCAAGGGCGCGGGCGGCCGGCCCAAGGAGCUCAGCUUCGCCCGCAUCAAGGCCGUGGAAUGCGUGGAGAGCACCGGGCGCCACAUCUACUUCACGCUGGUGACCGAGGGCGGCGGCGAGAUCGACUUCCGCUGCCCCCUCGAGGAUCCUGGCUGGAACGCGCAGAUCACCCUCGGCUUGGUCAAGUUCAAAAACCAGCAGGCCAUCCAGACAGUGCGGGCCCGGCAGAGCCUCGGGGCUGGGACCCUUGUGUCCUAAACCGCCAGGCUCACUGUCUUAACCCUCAUGCCCCCCGCCGAGGUGCACGCAGGGCCCAGAGGUCAGGAGGAGCCCUCCUCAGAGAAGAGCUUGAGCAGGAAGCAGGGCAGAAAAACAGCCUCCCUCAGCUUCCCUCUCUUCAGCAUCCCUGUGCCUUUGGGCUCAUAGGGGCACCACCCUGCUCCAUGUGGCAAGGCAGAAGCCGUGGUCUGUGGAGGAGGCAUUGCAGCUGAAGGAAUGGAUGGGGUCUGGGAGGAGGGCAGAAGGCCACACAGGGCUGAGGAUGAAGAUUCAGUCCCUGGACGUAAUCGACUCUCAGGAUGUACCAGCUCUGGUCUUCUAGCCACAGGCCUGCCUCAUCAGUCAUGAUGGAGGGCUGGCCUCAAAGCCCCUGCCCGCAGUGGCCCUGCCAUUUGUCCUGCAGACUACUGCUCCUCCCUGGCGUGGUGCCGUGCCCGGAGGAGGGCAUUCCCCUGUGGAGCACUGACCCGGUGCCUCAGGACUCAGGACACCAGCGUGGUACCCAGGAGAGGAACAGCCCUGAGAUUGCCUCAGGACUCACCUUGGUGGGGAGGGGGUGGCUGAUGGGCCUGUGGCCCGCACCUGGGGGUCUCCUGCUGCUUAGGUCCUUCUGGGACCCCCACCUGUCCAGGCUUCUCUUUGCACACGUGUUCCCCCACCUCCUUCCCUCUUGCCCCCGCAGUGGUGUUAGCCCUGGAGGUGGUGGGGUAGGGUGGGGUCUGGCCGUUACCAUUUCAUGCCUAUCUCAAAAUGAAGAUGCCCCACAAAGGGCAGUGACCACACUGUUUGCUGAGUGAGUCUUUGCCCACGAGACCCAGUGCCUGGAGCAUCCCUCCCCUCUCCCCAUCUUUCCUAAUUCGUGGCCCUACCUGAAAUCUGCAGCCUGGAUGGGGAGAUACUGUGACUCCAGAAGACACAGCCUCAGUGGUCCUUCAAGGAAGGGCCCUAAGGCUGAGACUGAGGGAUGUAUUCCUGGGGACGCACCCUCUGUAGCUGCCUCUUCUCCAGAAGGUGCCGCCUGUCCUGGGAGGUGGCUCUGCUUUGGGGGGCAGAGCUCGCCUCCCUGUGGUUUACACACUCAGGCUUUAAGCACUUUGUACAGGAAGUGGUCCUUACCAGUGGCUUAAAGGAAUCACUUCAACCUGGGAGCAACGGAGGUACCAAGAAACAGCUGCCCUGGGUUGUGCAGAGACUAUGAGCCGGGUGACCCUGAGGCUUCCCCUGCUGUAGUGAGCAGUUGUCGGCUUCCUUCGCCACCCAUGUCUGGCCUUCCUGCGGCUAACCAGUGCCCACUGCAGAGUGUCCGGGAGGAGAAAGGAGGCUGAGUGGCUCUCCGGUGAUCUGCAGCCUCCUUCAGCGCCUGCUUGAGCUUCCCACCGGUUCUGUUCCCCAUCACAUGUCUCCUUCCUCUCUGUCCUGUCACCCAGUACCUGAGAGCCCUCAGGAGCAUCUUGCUCAUGAGAUUCGUGAACUAUACCUUGCAACUGAAUAAGAAUUUACAAAUUAUAAAGGCAGGCUUACAAGUAUUAUC